Messenger RNA from Prunus armeniaca (apricot), 225 nucleotides. The record is from the annotation of a GenBank genome assembly. Lineage: Eukaryota; Viridiplantae; Streptophyta; Magnoliopsida; Rosales; Rosaceae.
AUGGGCGUCAGUUGUAAGGCUGCCACGUGUCAGAGUGGGCGAGGUUGCCCUAAUGUUGAGAUCGGUAAGUAUGGUACCGAAGGAGUCCCCCAAGUCCCCUUGCGAGAGUCUUCGGAAGGGGAUUUGAAGUCAUCCUCGGGAGGAAACACGGCCUUACCGUUCGGUAACCCCCUCGGGGGAGGGGCCAAACCUUGUUCCUUCCGGCAUGACCAGCUCAGAGGCUGA